GACUUUUCUUUUUUCCUUUCAAAGCUUGUGAACUGCACACAUUUGGCAGAACUUGUAAAGAAAGGUGUAGUGGACCAGAUGGAUGCAAGUCCUAUGUUUUCUGUCUCCCAGACCCAUAUGGGUGUUCCUGUGCCACAGGCUGGAAGGGUCUGCAGUGCAAUGAAGCCUGCCACCCUGGUUACUAUGGACCAGACUGUAAACUUAGGUGCAGUUGUUCCAAAGGGGAGAUGUGUGAUCGGUUCCAAGGAUGUCUCUGCUCUCAAGGAUGGCAAGGGCUCCAGUGUGAGAGAGAAGGUAAAGCCAGGCAGGCCAAGGAGGACUCCACAGAUAGAAGAUUUACCAGAUAACAUAGAAGUAAACAGUGGUAAAUUUAGCCCCAUCUGCAAAGCCUCUGGCUGGCCACUGCCUGCUAAUGAAGAAAUGACCUUGGUGAAGCCAGAUGGGACAGUGCUCCAACCAAAUGACUUUAACCAUACGGAUCGUUUCUCAGUAGCCAUAUUCACCAUCCAUCGAAUCCUGCCCCCUGACUCAGGAGUUUGGGUCUGCAGUGUGAACACAGUGGCUGGGAUGGUGGAGAAGCCUUUCAACAUCUCUGUUAAAGUUCUUCCAAAGCCCCUGAAUGCUCCGAAUGUGAUCGACACUGGACAUAACUUUGCUGUCAUCAACAUCAGCUCUGAGCCUUACUUUGGGGAUGGACCAAUCAAAUCCAAGAAACUUCUGUACAAACCUGUCAAUCAUUAUGAGGCUUGGAGACACAUUCAAGUGUCAAAUGAAAUUGUUACACUCAACUAUUUGGAACCUCGAACAGAAUAUGAGCUCUGUGUGCAGCUGGUCCGCCGUGGAGAGGGCGGUGAAGGGCAUCCUGGACCUGUGAGACGGUUCACAACAGCUUCUAUCGGACUCCCUCCUCCAAGAGGUCUCAGUCUCUUACCUAAAAGUCAGACCACACUAAAUUUGACCUGGCAGCCAAUAUUAUCAAGCUCAGAAGAUGGAUUUUAUGUUGAAGUAGAGAGGAGGUCUGUGCAAAUAAAAAGUGAUCAGCAGAAUAUUAAAGUGCCAGGCAACCUGACUUCUGUGCUGCUCAACAACUUGCAACCCAGGGAGCAGUAUGUAGUGCGAGCCAGAGUCAACACCAAGGCCCAGGGGGAAUGGAGUGAAGACCUCACAGCUUGGACCCUUAGUGACAUUCUCCCUCCUCAACCAGAAAACAUCAAGAUCUCCAACAUCACAGACUCCUCGGCUGUGAUUUCUUGGACAAUACUGGAUGGCUAUUCUAUUUCUUCUAUUAUCAUCCGUUACAAGGUUCAGGGCAAGAAUGAAGACCAGCACAUCGAUGUGAAGAUCAAGAAUGCCACUAUUACUCAGUAUCAGCUCAAGGGCCUAGAGCCUGAGACAGCUUACCAGGUGGACAUUUUUGCUGAGAACAACAUAGGAUCAAGCAACCCAUCUUCUCAUGAACUGAUGACCCUCCCAGAAUCUCAAGCCUCAGCAGACCUCGGAGGAGGGAAGAUGCUGCUUAUAGCCAUCCUUGGCUCAGCAGGAAUGACUUGCCUGACAGUGCUGUUGGCUUUUCUGAUCAUGUUGCAACUGAAGAGAGCAAAUGUCCAAAGGAGAAUGGCUCAAGCCUUCCAAAACGUGAGGGAAGAACCAGCUGUGCAGUUCAACUCAGGAACCUUGGCCCUGAACAGGAAGGCCAGAAACAACCCGGAUCCCACAAUUUAUCCAGUACUUGACUGGAAUGACAUCAAAUUUCAAGAUGUGAUUGGGGAGGGCAACUUUGGCCAGGUUCUUAAGGCACGCAUCAAGAAGGAUGGGUUACGGAUGGAUGCCGCUAUCAAGAGAAUGAAAGAAUAUGCCUCCAAGGAUGACCACAGGGAUUUUGCAGGGGAACUGGAGGUUCUUUGUAAACUUGGACACCAUCCAAAUAUCAUCAAUCUCUUGGGAGCAUGUGAACAUCGAGGCUACUUAUACCUGGCCAUUGAGUACGCCCCCCAUGGAAACCUCCUGGACUUCCUGCGCAAGAGCCGUGUGCUGGAGACAGACCCUGCUUUUGCCAUCGCCAACAGCACUGCUUCCACACUGUCCUCCCAGCAGCUUCUUCACUUCGCUGCAGACGUGGCCCGGGGGAUGGACUACUUGAGCCAAAAACAGUUUAUCCACAGAGAUCUGGCUGCCAGGAACAUUUUAGUUGGUGAAAACUAUGUAGCCAAAAUAGCAGAUUUUGGAUUGUCCCGAGGACAAGAAGUAUACGUGAAAAAGACAAUGGGAAGGCUCCCGGUGCGCUGGAUGGCGAUUGAGUCACUAAAUUACAGUGUAUAUACAACCAACAGUGAUGUAUGGUCCUAUGGUGUGUUGCUCUGGGAGAUUGUUAGCUUAGGUGGCACCCCCUACUGUGGGAUGACAUGUGCAGAACUGUAUGAGAAGCUGCCCCAGGGCUACAGGCUGGAGAAGCCCCUGAACUGUGAUGAUGAGGUGUAUGAUCUAAUGAGACAGUGCUGGCGGGAAAAACCUUAUGAGAGGCCAUCAUUUGCCCAGAUAUUGGUGUCCUUGAAUAGGAUGCUAGAAGAACGAAAGACCUACGUGAAUACCACGCUUUAUGAGAAGUUUACCUACGCGGGAAUCGACUGCUCUGCUGAGGAAGCUGCCUAGGGCAGAAUGUGGUCUCCUCCAUCCCCUCAUCUCCUUUUCACUGGCACGAGAGAUCGCCAAGAUGUGAUAUAGACGUGUAUAUAUGUGUAUAUAUAUUGCCGUAUGCCUGGGACCUUCAGCCCCCUCCCCCACUGUGUGGAUCUGUGGUAUGCUCUGACUCUGAUAGGGCUGUAAAUACUGUUUUGAGUAAGAAUGUGCUGGAAUCAGAAUGCCUGUUUGUGGUUUCAUAUAAUAUAUUUUUCUAAAAAUGUGGACUUCGUAGGAAAGUGUGAGAGUACAGUUACUGUAAUUCAUUACUUGUUAUUGUCCUAGAUAUUUUCGAUAUUUGCCUUUAUAAUUGAAUGCUAUGAAAUGUUUUUCUCUGUAGAAGUAAAAUAUUGUUAAUAAACCUAACAAUUACCCUGACAACACAGGUAAGGAAAGUGAGGGAAAUAUAUGAAUUUUAACAGGACAUGGGUUAAUAUUUAAGAGGCUAAAAAAUUCCAAGCAAUGUAAAAGAGAUUUUUCUCUCAAUUUUGUUCCUAAUCUAGAGAAGUCAGACCCAUUUCCUUUGGCCAUGUGAUAACUUCAUCUGUAUUUCCAUAGCCACAAGUCAGUCCAGAAGUUUAACAUCCAAAAAAAUUCUUAGAUACCUAAGAAUCUUUAGAGAAGUAUAAAUAGGUUAAUAGAUAAAUUGGUGGAUUUACUUUUACUUUCUCUAGUAAUACUGACUUGUGUCUUUUAAGAAAUAAUAAAAACAGAAAUCCAGGAAUGAUAUUUUGGAGAUAUGUGACAUUUAUCAUAUUGAAUUAGCAUCCUUACAUGUAUUGUACAUUGUAAAAAGUUUUAGUUUUGAUCAGUUGUAAGUUUAUCAUUUAUACUGUAAGCAUAUGUUGCACUGGGAUCAUACUGUAAGUGAAUAAAUGUCCUGCCUACCAACAUUUUGUCCAGCAGUGUG
This is a messenger RNA of Castor canadensis (American beaver), 3586 nucleotides long. The record is from RefSeq and is a predicted model, not a curated record. NCBI's taxonomy places the organism in Eukaryota, Metazoa, Chordata, Mammalia, Rodentia, Castoridae.